Aureobasidium musti is the source of this 1644-nucleotide messenger RNA. NCBI's taxonomy places the organism in Eukaryota, Fungi, Ascomycota, Dothideomycetes, Dothideales, Saccotheciaceae. The record is from the annotation of a GenBank genome assembly.
GAAGGCACGAUGAACCCAUAUCCUAGGCGUUCAGAUGUAAAUCUGACACAACAACCCAAAUACACUCCACCAUCCUAUCGGACAAGUAUGGGGGAUUCACCUCGCGCCAACCGUCAUCAUCGUAAACGCCGGUCACCAAGACACAAGUCAUGGUAUCAAGAGGGCGCGCCCAUAAGUGUCCACAUUGGCAACAGACGCUCGCCAAACUAUCACAGCUCCAUCCAAGUCACCAGCGCAGAUGGCAGUAGAUUUGCCGCGCUUGUUCAUGAAACUCUGCGGAUGAAUCCACAAGAUCCUUUACUGAUGCAACCAUGGCUCGGACAAGUCAUUGAGACCUGCAUCGAUGAUCGCUACGACGAACUCACCGAUCUCAAUAGAGCACUGCAGUUUGACGACACCGUCAAGUUUCCUGAACGAAGCAACAAGAGAUCCACUCAGAUACCUUGGUCCUUUCUCGUCGAUCAAAUGAACGUGCCAGACGUAUACUGGUGGACUUUUGGCAAGGAACCUCCUGCAGGCCACUCAAAAGGCAUUGACGAGAUCGAUGAAUAUCGCUUCCGUGUCGCUGCUUGGUGCUGCGGACGUCGCGCCUGCCGGUUCGAUCGAGAAGUUCCCGUCACUCUCGUCUUUACUCAAUCCAAUAUUCCUGCCGAGAAUGUCAUGCACGACCUCUUCUUUCCAUACUUCUAUGAAGAUGAGGAAUACGACAUGCCACGUAGGGACGAAGAGACUGUCUGCUGGACCUUUCUUAGGCUGUAUUGGCUUUUGAGCGACUGGCAGAACAUCAUCCGAGAGAUUGAAAGAGAGCUGGAAGAGGCCUACCCUGUGAAAUUGAGGUCGCGCAAGAUGCACAAAAACAUCGACCGUAUCUACGAACUUAGCGAAUACAUGCGCUUCCAUUCGAGAUCGUUCAANAAGCUGCUCAAGCUGAAGGACACGAUGCACAAGUCUCCAGAUGAUGGCAUGGACCCAGUUUGGGACGAGAUGGAUGAUGCUGUCGAAGACCUGGACCAAUACUCCUAUUACAUGGAUACUCUUAAGGAACGCUUCCUCAAUCUGAUUGAACUCGUUAGUAUUCUCUACAUGGCACAACUGAGGAGCAAAACUUACAUGACUUGCAGNGAGUUUAACAUCGAAAAUGCUAACCAGUCCGACUACUCACGCUUCUUGUCCAUCAUUGCGGCGCUCUAUCUUCCGAUCUCAUACCUGACUAGCGUGUUUGGUAUCAGUACCAUGAAGGCACCAGCAAUUCUGUGCUUGUACAUUUCCAUCCCACUCUUGAUCAUCAGUCUCUUCUUCACCAUCUUCUUUCCAUGGGCUAUUCGACGCUUCCAAAAGUCGUGGUAUCCAGUUGACGAGUACAAUGUCAAGUUACCCAAAAACAGCUUUACCAUGUUGAGUGAAGAAUUGCCGGCCGUAAGAAUUGUCCUGUACUUGUUUUUCGACGAGUUCGCUAACACUUCAGCUAUANNGAGCGCAGACGUGCCUCGGGUCAUUGCCAUUCAAGAUCCAAGUUUGCCUCGACAGCAUGCAGCUCGCCAGGACCAUCACAAGCGCAACAAGAGCAAGCCUCGUUCCCGAUCGAGAAUCAGGUCAUUGAGUGCUCGGGGAAGACGACGUCUCGGAGUUGACGACAAGGUGUAA